Messenger RNA from Acaulospora morrowiae, 204 nucleotides. NCBI's taxonomy places the organism in Eukaryota, Fungi, Glomeromycota, Glomeromycetes, Diversisporales, Acaulosporaceae. The record is from the annotation of a GenBank genome assembly.
AAUAUGUCCUCCAGUGAACGUAUAUGUGGUGAAGUAUUUCUUUUGAUAGCUCGGCACCUACAACUGAAGGAAAAGUCCAUGGAUUCGCCGACGCUUGAAUCAACCAGGCCUCGACGCCCUCUGGUGUUGUUCGAUCUGUCGUCAUUUCGUUUUGGUGAAGUGGAUUUCAAGAUGAAUUAUCACGAUAUUGAAAAGCCUCUUUAG